AGACAGAGGAGGAGGAGGAGGAGGAGAACCCGCCCCCUUGGAGCCCCCCACCCUCCCUCCCUCAAUCACCAGGAUGGCUGCGCGCGCCUGACCUCCCCCCUCCCUCCCUCCCUCCCUCCUUCUCCAAGACCCUCCCCUUUUCCCCCCAAUUGCCGGGAUGCUCCGCGACGCCCCUCCGGCCUUGGCCGCCCUCCUGGGGGGCGUCCUGUGCCGGCUCCUCUUCGCCUUCCUCUCCAGCGUGCCCAGCAUCCAGGCCAUGGAGGUGAUGGCCCCGCCCACCAUCUACGCCCUCAACGGCUCCUCCAUCCGCCUCACCUGCACCUUCAACUCCUGCUACCAGGUGGAGAAGAAGCAGUUCUCCCUCAACUGGACCUACCAGGGUUGUGACAACUGCACAGAAGAGCUGUUCCUGCAGUUCAAGCUGAAGGUGAUGCCCAUGGAAGAGAACCGCUUUGGGGACCGCAUCGAGUUCACUGGGAACCCCAGCAAGAACGACGUCUCCUUCACGCUCCGCAACGUGCAGCUGGAGGACGAGGGCACCUACCACUGCUACGUGAUGAACCCCCCCGACCGGCACAAGGGCCACGGCAAGAUCCAGCUCAGAGUCAUCACCGAAGAGCCCCCGGAGCGCGACUCCACGGUGGCGGUGAUUGUGGGGGCCACGGUGGGGGGCUUCCUGGCCGUGGUCAUCCUGGCGCUGGUGGCCGUCAAGUGCGUCCGGCGGAAGAAGCAGCAGCGGCUCAACACCGACGACCAGAAGACGGAGGAGGAGGGCAAGACCGACGGAGAAGGGAACCCCGAGGAGGGGGCCAAGUAGACUGAUUGCGGGAGGGACCCCCACUCCUGCCCAUACACACCUCCCAAGCCCCCUCCCUCGUGUGUCUCCUGGGCCACAGAGACAGAGAAGCCCCUUCCCCUUUGACUGCCUUCCCCUCUCUCUAUCUCCCUUUCAGAGGGGUCUCUGCCAAGAAUGGGGAGGGGUCUCCACAUUCUGAACCGCCCCUUCUCCCCUGGGUUGUUCCAUGCCAAGUGGUCUAAACCUUCCUACCACCAUGUCUCCAGUUUUGUUCACAUUUGAGCUAUAGCGCCAGUCAGGUUUUCAACUAGGUUUCCCCAAAUGUGAGGUCUCUGAGUGCAAUAAUUGCUGAUCUAGACCCUCUGAUUGGAAGGGUAGUCAUUUAACAAAAUGCCAUUUUUGGGGUCUAAUAACAUUUUAUAUUUUGUGCAGAGAGAGAAAAGAGGGAGCAACUUUUUCCAAAAGGGACAUCUGCGUUCUCACCAAAGGUCCCUCACAGUCCUGGUAGUCACUGUAUGGCUAUCCUGGUUUCAAUGUGAUACAUAAUGUACUUUGACCUGAGUAAAUGGAUAGUUAAUGUGUUGUUGAA
Molecule: messenger RNA, 1385 nt
Organism: Anolis carolinensis (green anole)
Lineage: Eukaryota; Metazoa; Chordata; Lepidosauria; Squamata; Anolidae
Gene: scn2b
Product: sodium voltage-gated channel beta subunit 2
Exons: 4
Coding region: 158-817 (219 amino acids)
Cellular component (GO): plasma membrane
Source: RefSeq, a predicted model, not a curated record